GAGCGCAGGGCACAUCCUCAUCAAAGACGUGCUUCACGGACUAGACUAGAGAGUGACGGAACAUCGCGGACAGGACGCUUCGCCGAGAGUCCGCCAGCCUCCGAUUCUGACCGCUUCAGGCGUCCUUCGCUUCCCCUGGUCCCCGACCCCGACCGCUCCGGCGCGCCGACACCGCUCCCCGGUAGCCUACUAUGGGUUGUGUCGCCAACUCCACCGGGACCCAAGUGCUACUGCAACAACUGGAGGCUCUGCGGAGCGCGGCGCAACUUUCUCAACUCUUCCACUUCGCGGAGAAAAGAAAGAUCUAUUAUAAAGCGGUCCGUGACAUCGAACCGGGCGAAGAGCUGCUGGUUUAUAUGAAGGACGGCAUCUUCCCCGAGGGAUCCAUGGCGCCCAACAUGGAAGACGAGCAGAUGUACCGCUGCGAGGACUGUGACGAGCUGUUCACCACGUCCCUGGAGCUGCGGCGGCACCAGAAGUACUCGUGCUCCAGCUCGGGCUCGCUGUUCGACGCGCUCAGCGAGGACUUCAAGCAGGAGCGGGAGGACAGCGACGAGGCCGUCCACGAGUGCAAGGACUGUGAGAAGAUCUUCCCCAACGAGUACAGUCUGGGCCAGCACAUGAUAGUUCACACAGAGGAGCGAGAGUACAAGUGUGACCAAUGCCCCAAGGCCUUCAACUGGAAGUCCAACCUAAUCCGCCACCAGAUGUCUCAUGACAGCGGCAAGCGCUUUGAGUGUGAAAACUGUGAUAAGGUACAGCACACCCCACACGUGUUCACGGACCCCAGCAACCUGCAGCGGCACAUCCGCUCGCAGCACGUGGGGGCGCGCGCCCACACCUGCCCCGAGUGUGGCAAGACCUUCGCCACGUCCUCGGGCCUCAAGCAGCACAAGCACAUCCACAGCAGCGUCAAGCCCUUUAUCUGCGAAGUGUGUCACAAGUCAUACACACAGUUCUCCAACCUGUGCCGCCACAAGCGCAUGCACGCCGACUGCCGCACGCAGAUCAAGUGCAAAGACUGCGGCCAGAUGUUCAGCACUACCUCCUCCCUCAACAAGCACCGGCGCUUCUGCGAGGGCAAGAACCAUUUCGGCUCCCCGGUCGGGAUGUUCAACCCGGGCAUCCCCAUGAGCUCCAGCCCCAUCAUGGCCAAGGCCAAGGGCCUCCACCCGCACCACCACCCGGGGCUGGCCCACGCCGGCCUGGGCUUCACUGACUACUUCACCUCCCGGCCCCACCCCCACGCCGGCCUGCCCUUCUCCACGGGGCCGCACGGCUACCCGUCCCUGUCGCACGGUUUCCCGGGUCUGUUCGCCCCGUCGCUGUACCCGCGCCCGCCCUUACUGCCCCCUAACCCCCUGCUGAAGAGCCCGCUGGGGCCGGACGGGAAGGGGGGCCGGGGCCCCAUGGAGGCGCCGCUGCCGCUCUCCCUGAUGGGCUCCAUGAGCAGCAACGGGGGCAUCGGGGGUCUGAGCCAGGGGGAGAGGGGGGAGAAGGAGGGCAAAGCCGACGUGUCCUCGAGCGGCGAGGUCAAGUCCAAGUCCAAGAUGGCGGACAUGUCGGACGGCAGCGACCUGGAGGACGUGAACACGACGAGCGGCACGGACCUGGACACCACCACGGGCACGGCGUCGGGCGACGGCUCCGACCUGGACAGCGACGGCGAGAGCGAGCGCGAGCGGAGCGGCAAGCGGAGGAAAGCGGCCCAGGCGGCCCCGGGGCUGGACGGCGGCCGGUCGGAGGACCCGAACGGGCCCCUGGUGUCGGCCAUGGCCGGCGCCGCCGCGCGCUUCUCCAUGGAGCGGCCGUUCCUCUCCAAGGCCGUCGCGCAGCACUCGUUCUUCCCGCCGCCGGACGAGCAGGCGCUCCCGCCCACCACCAGCCACGCCCAGACCGCCACCACCGACUCCAUCAAGGCCAUCGCCUCCAUCGCCGAGAAGUACUUCGGCCCCGGGCUGAUGGGCCUCCACCAGGAGAAGAAGAUGGGGCCGCUGCCCUACCAUUCCAUGUUCCCCUUCCAGUUCCUGCCCAACUUCCCCCACUCGCUGUACCCCUUCAGCAGCGACCGGGGGGCCCUCAACCCCGGCCUGUUCUUCAAGCCCGAGCCCAAGUCCCCCCGAGAGCAGCUGCACAAAAUGGCGCCGGUGGCGCAGGGGCCCCCCGCCGCGCCCACCCCCGACUCGGCGUUCGACCUCACCACCAAGGCCAAGGAGACCAAGCCGGCCCCCCCGACGCCGCCCAAGCCCAGCAACCCCAAUGGCGGCCCCCCGCGGGCGGCGACCGGCGAGGAGCAGCCCCUGGACCUCAGCAUCGGCAGCCGGCGCCGGAGCGGGCCCAACGGCGUGGCCUCGGACCCCCAGGGGCGCAAGCACCACCCCUACGGGGCCGGCAAGGGGACCCCCUCCAAGGAGGACGCCCCGACGGGUCACAUGCCCCCGCACGCCCAGUCGCUGCACCAGUCGCCCAUCGGCCUGCAGCACCCGCAGGGCCUGUCUCACCCCCCGCAGCCGUCGCCCCUCCACUACGCCAAGCCCUCCGCCUUCUUCAUGGACCCCAUGUACAGCAGGGUGGAGAAGAGGAAACUCCUCGACCCGGUGGGCGCGCUGAAGGAGAAGUUCCUCAGGCCCUCGCCGCUGCUGUUCCAUCCCCAGAUGUCUGCCAUGGAGAACAUGACGGAGAAGCUGGAGAGCUUCGGCUCCCUCAAGCUGGACGCCCCGCCCACCUCAUUACAGCACUCCGCCCACCCGCUCUUCAACUUCCGCUCCCCGCCCCCCUCCCUCUCGGACGCCAUCCUACGCAAGGGCAAGGAGCGCUACACCUGCAGGUACUGUGGGAAGAUCUUCCCCCGCUCCGCCAACCUCACCAGACACCUGCGGACACACACAGGGGAGCAACCCUACAGGUGUAAAUACUGUGACCGGUCCUUCAGCAUCUCGUCCAACCUGCAGAGACACGUGCGCAACAUCCACAACAAGGAGAAGCCCUUCAAGUGUCACCUGUGCAACCGCUGCUUCGGCCAGCAGACCAACCUGGACCGCCACCUCAAGAAGCAUGAGCACGAGAACAUUCCUGUGAGCCAGCAGCCUGGGAUGCAUUCCAACCUGGGAACCACCAUCUCCUCGCCGACCUCGGAGCCAGACAAUCAUGCACUUUUAGAGGAGAAGGAGGACUCGUACUUCUCGGAAAUCCGCAACUUCAUCUCCAACAGUGAGAUGAACCAGGCCUCCAGCUCCACAGAGAAGAAGUCGGAGCAGGCUGAGGAGGAGCGGCCGGUCGGCCACGCCCUCUCCUCCGGCUCCCAGCUGGCCCCGCGGGGGGUGGGCGAGGAGGAGGAGGAGGAGGGCGACGACGAGGAGGAAGAGGAGGGCAGCCUGACGGAGAAGUCCCAGGACGAGGCGCCCGAGUCCCCCUCCCCCGUCGCCGUGGCGGCGGGAGCGUACGAGGAGGAGGAGGAGGACGACGACGAAGGGGCGGACGCGGCCCCGCUGGCGAUGAGCUACGAACACACGCGCAGGUGUAUAGAAGAGGAGGGGCCCCUCCUGGACCUCGAGGGUCUGCCCAGCUUCCCCAAGAGCCUGGACGGGCUCCGCAGGGCGGCGGCCGGGGACGACCCGUCCUUCGACGUCAAAGACAUUUUUAACACCUCGCUAGAGUCGGAGGCCCUGAAAGAGACGUUGUACAGGCAGGCUAAGACCCAGGCUUAUGCAAUGAUGCUGUCCCUCUCGGAGAACAACCCUUUGCACACGGCCUCCCAGAACUCACUGGACGCCUGGCUGGGCCUGGGUGGUGGGCCGUCCGACACCGGCCCCUUCCACCCCCUCAACCACAUCUAGGAGGAGCACCGC
Messenger RNA from Gadus chalcogrammus (walleye pollock), 3848 nucleotides. RefSeq names its product PR domain containing 16 (gene prdm16). The transcript is spliced from 14 exons. Bases 192 to 3836 code for a protein of 1214 amino acids. Gene Ontology annotation, biological process: regulation of transcription by RNA polymerase II. The record is from RefSeq and is a predicted model, not a curated record. Gene Ontology annotation, molecular function: DNA-binding transcription activator activity, RNA polymerase II-specific; RNA polymerase II cis-regulatory region sequence-specific DNA binding. NCBI's taxonomy places the organism in Eukaryota, Metazoa, Chordata, Actinopteri, Gadiformes, Gadidae. Gene Ontology annotation, cellular component: nucleus.